Suillus subaureus is the source of this 718-nucleotide messenger RNA. RefSeq lists its product as uncharacterized. The annotation marks the transcript as partial. The record is from RefSeq and is a predicted model, not a curated record. Gene Ontology annotation, cellular component: vacuolar transporter chaperone complex; fungal-type vacuole membrane. The transcript is spliced from 9 exons. NCBI's taxonomy places the organism in Eukaryota, Fungi, Basidiomycota, Agaricomycetes, Boletales, Suillaceae.
AUGCAUGCACUUCUUUCUGGAAAGUCUAAAAUGUUAUGUUUGGCAUCGGGACACACUCCUCUGAAGGGUUCCUAUCUAUUCCUAGUCGUCGACAGGCACGCGAUGAAGUUCGGAAGGAAGAUCACGACUAACCUUUAUGAUGAGUGGAGACCCUUCUACAUCGACUACAACUUGUUGAAGCGUGAACUCAAGUCUCGUACCACCUCUCACAGCUGGGACGACAAAGAUGAACGUGAUUUCACCACCAUGUUGAAAAAAGAGCUCGACAAAGUUCAUGAUUUCCAGAAACAGAAGUCGUCCCCCAUCCAUUGCUCUGACCCAGAAUCGCAUCAAGCACGUCCUUCCGACUAUGGUCCCGAUGAGGGUUCCGACGACGACGACGAUAUUGACGAUAACCAAUCUGAUGCAUCACUCGAAGACCUUUUUCACGGCCUUCAAGAAGAAGUUGCCACCCUCGUAGCAGACGUUCAUGACUUGGCGCUGUACACUAAGUUGAAUAUCACUGGUUUUCUCAAAAUCCUAAAGAAACAUGAUUUAUCCAAACUGUACGAUCUGGUCCGCACCCGAGGUCAUCCCGUGCAGGGUGAUUCGAGCGCGGGCGGGAACCAGAGUGCCUUUGUACAUCCAGAUAACCUCGUACCACUGAAACUGGCCAUUUUACGACAUCUACCUGUUCUUGUGUUCAAUGCCGAGAAGGAAUUCGAACAGAAGGAUGCCG